Messenger RNA from Penaeus vannamei (Pacific white shrimp), 1801 nucleotides. Its product is annotated as loricrin. Lineage: Eukaryota; Metazoa; Arthropoda; Malacostraca; Decapoda; Penaeidae. The record is from RefSeq and is a predicted model, not a curated record.
AUGGCCCCCUGCCCGCCCCUGGCCUCAGAAGCCUGCAGUGGCCUCCACGGAUUCGCUGACUCAUCCCCGACCGGCGUUGAUUCCCGCCGAAGGACCGACUCCGGGCGUGACCUGACACCGGGGGGAGGGGGGGGGGAGGCCCUCGCUGGUAUAAAAGGCACCGGCGCGGAUCUCGGGUCAGCCUCGUUCUGGCCUUCCUUCCUCUGGCGACGCAUCAUGGCAGCGUAUCUCCUGACGGUUCUCUUCCUCGGCUCCGCCUGGGCCGAGGUGCUCCCCCGCAACGGGUAUGUCCCCCCCUCCCUGUCUGGAGGGUUUUCAGGGACUAACGGUCCGAGUUCCUUCGACGGUCCUUCCGCGGAACACACUCCGAGCCUCCCUGGCCGCCGCGGAGGCUCCUUCAACGGCGCUGUGGGCGGAGCCUUCCACGGAGGCUCUUCGUCGGGCUUCGGAAACGGUUCUGGAGGGUCCUUCGGCUCUGCAGUUGGUUCAAGCGGUUCCUUCGGCUCUGCAGGUGGUUCAAGCGGUUCCUUCGGCUCUGUGGGUGGUUCCUUUGGGUCUGCGGGUGGUUCAGGUAGUUCCUUCGGGUCUGCGGGCGGUUCAAGCGGUUCCUUCGGGUCUGUGGGAGGUUCAGGCAGUUCCUUCGGCUCUGCGGGUGGUUCAGGCAGUUCCUUCGGGUCUGCGGGCCGUUCAAGCGGUUCCUUCGGGUCUGCGGGCGGUUCAGGCGGUUCCUUCGGUUCCGGCGAAACCUCAUACAGAGGAGGCACUUCUGGGUCCGGGGGCUCCUUCGGCGGCGCAUCUUCGGCCUUCCCGUCCGGCUCCUCGGGCUUCUCCGGGGGACCCAAGGGCUCUGGCAGCGGCGUCCAAAGAGACUCACUGGGCUUCACCUCUAGUGGAUUCGGGGGCUCUCCGGACCUCUCCUUCGGCGCGCAGGGAGCCUCGGCAGAAUCCUACAAUGGUGGAGCUUCUGGAUUCGGGAGAGAUUCUCAGGGAAGCUCGGGCUCCUCGAGUGGCUUUUCCAACGUGCAGAAAUUUACUCAAGUCGGGUCCUUCGUGCAGACUCCGAGGCCUGGGGGCUCGACCGGAGGAUUCUUCGGCGCUUCAAAUGGUCUCCAAGGAUCCGAAAACGGAUUUGCAGGAAACCGUCACGCUGGGGCGUCUCCCCGCGGCUUCAGCGGAGGAUCCUCGCUCGGGGGCAGACCAAGUGAGCUGUACAGCCGUCCCGCAGGUGGUGGCCACGGACCCUUUGGAAGUAGUCGGGAGUCCUUUAACGGGGGACAAAGGUCGUUUGGAAGUAACCAAGUAACGUCCGUUGGAAACCAAGGAUCCUUUGGCGGGAACCAGGAAUUUCCUACAGCUAAUCACGGCUCCUUUGGUGAGGGUCAGGAAUCCUACGGGGGGAGCCGGGGAUCCCUCAGUGGCAAUCACGGCUCCAUCAGCGGCAGCCGGGGGACCUCUCGCGGCAGCCAAGGGUUCCUUGGCACUCACCAAGGAUCCAUCCGUGGGUCCUCAGGAUCCCCUCACACGGGCUCACAGGGUGGCUACGGAGCAGGCAGCUCUUCCCGGAGAGGCUCAUUCGGCGGCGACUCCGGAGCCCUCGGCGGACAGAGGAGUCCUUCAGGAAGGGCUUCUAGCGCUCCUUUCGGAAGGCUGCCCUCGCAGCCAGACGCCGGCAACCGCGGAUUCAGCAGGAGCUCCGAGGGCGGCUACGGGAAGUGAGGGGCUGAGGCCGUCCGCGAAACGACGCUCCGCCUGCUAGCGUAAUUCCCGAAGACUUUACUUUAUCAAUAAACUUGCAAUGGAA